Chenopodium quinoa (quinoa) is the source of this 2965-nucleotide messenger RNA. Its product is annotated as ycf20-like protein. Bases 1777 to 2391 code for a protein of 204 amino acids. The transcript has 4 exons. Lineage: Eukaryota; Viridiplantae; Streptophyta; Magnoliopsida; Caryophyllales; Amaranthaceae. The record is from RefSeq and is a predicted model, not a curated record.
CAGGGCCUAAGCCUGUUUUUUUAGUGGAUAAAAAAAAAUGAAGUACUUGUAGGUAGGUAAUACUUAAAAGUCAGUUAAAAAAUCAUUGUGAAACAGAUUGAGUAUCAAUUUAAUAAUUUUGUCAAUAUUGAAUAUUAUGCCAUUAUAUACCCCUGUUGGUUGAAGUUAAUGUCAGAUUAUUAUAUUUAUUAAAAAAAAAAAAAAACGGAGAUUGCAUUAAAUUAUUUCACCAAACAACCUAAAUAAUUUCUCUUCAAUAACUCAACAUCAUAAAGAGUUGCUUAAAUGAGAAGACUUGAUUUGUAUUGUUUUACACAUAUUGGUAAUCUUUUUUAUUAAUCAUAUUCUCUUCUAAAUUAUACAUUUAUAUUUGUGAAUUGUUUGUCAUAUGUCACUUGGUUAUCGUCUACUUUUGUAGUCUAUUAAUCAAGUUUACCUGUAAUUUGUAAUUAGGGCUUCAAUAUUAUAUGGGAAAAGUGUAAUUUCAUUGUUUUUUUUUUCUAGUAUUUACUAUCUUUACUAUUCAUUUUUUUAGUAUUUCAUCCAAAAUGACAUUUCUAGCAAAUAGGGCUGUACGCGGUUUGAUUUGGUGCGGUUUGGGGUGAAUUUUUCCAAAAUCGCACCAAACUGUAAUUUAAAUUGCGGUUUGGUGCGGUGCGAUUUGUGAUUUAACCGUAAUUUUUCAAAGAAAAAAAAACCUUGCUCAAAUUUAUUUAACUGAACAACAAGUUAUCAGCUAGGCAAUAACAAACAACAAUCAACAAUAUAGCUUUCAUCUAAUCUAAAUGUCUAAUAAAGUAUAACCAUACAACCAUACAUAAAGUUUGUCACCAAACCAUCUGUAAAUGCUCCAAAAUCUUACGUUUCUACCAUGUACGUAGUAUAUCAUUGUAUUAUAUAUAAAUGUGGUUUAUAUAUGCGGUUUGCGAUUUAAACCAUACACCGUAAAAUUGUGGUUUGCGGUUUGGUUUGGUUUUAUAUUUUGGAAACCCAAACCAAACCACAAUAAUACAGUUUGGAAAAAAUAAAAACUAAACCGUAAAUUUCAAACCGCAAAUCAGACCUAACCGCAAGAUUGCGAUUUGGUUUGUGGUUUGGUGCGGUCUAAACUGUACUCUGUAUAGUCCUACAAGCAAAUACCAAUUUUUUACUUAAUUAAUUUGUGAAAGGUAAUGUACAUUUAUUUCAAAAUUUCGAAUUGUUUAUUGAUUUACCGAUAAACUUUUAUUAUAUCCCCUUCAAUAAACACAAGACUUUUAAUCAAUAGACUAUUUCGUAAUAAGAUUGAUUAAUUAAAUAUUGUAGGAUCAAAAUAUACUACAUACCAUUUUUCUUUUUUUUCUUUUUUUUUUUUUGGAAGAACAAAAUAUACCAUCUUAAAUUUGAAUGAUUUUCAAGGCAAUUAAUUCAAUCCCCCUCUUUAUUACAAGUAUUACCUAAACCUUGUUCAAUCAAGCAAGGCCUUGGUUGCUCAAGCUUCCCAAUUCACAUUUCUCCUCACAAGCCCCAUCACUACUCACUAGUGUCUGGUGUACUCACUACCAAUCUCUCUCUGAGUCUCUUGUCCAUCAUCAUCGCCGCCGCUAAUUUCGUUUCCUCCGUCGUUAAUUCCGCCCCUUUUUUUUUCUCUAUCUUGCUACAUUCUCAAUUCAGUUUCCUUGAAGAAAAUUAUAUGGGUUUUGCUAAUUAGAUGAUCAAAACUGCUUUUCCGAGCCUUCAAUCGAAUUGGGUUUCAUCAUUUUUCGAUUGAGUGGAUGGUGAAUUGCACGGGUCUCCAUGAUACUCACAUUUGGAACUAGAUUCCGCCAAUGUGCGAUAAAUGUGAUUCCGACGUCCACAAAGAUUUCAAACUUAAGGUUUUCGAUCAGAAUCCUUGUUGCUUCACUUCAGAAUGUGGCAUUAUCCCAUGGAAAUGGGGGUCAUUUUGGACUAUCUUUUAUACAAGUAAAGGAGCUCAGUAAAAUUGAUAGUUGCAAGAUAAUGGACUGGUCCAUUAAGAGCAGUGCAGAUGGCAAAGGAUUGGACCCUCUCACCGGCAGUGGUGAUGGAAGAACUCGAUUACUUAAAACAAUUCAGAGUCUUCAGAUUAAAUUAAAUGCACGAAUUCGAGAUUUCCGGAAAGAUCUUCCUAAGAAAUUUCUUUUUUUCUUGGUGGGUUUCUAUUGCGCAACUGCUUUUGCUACAGUAAUUGGGCAAACAGGUGAUUGGGACAUUAUGUCUGCUGCUGUGGCUGUUGCUGUGGUGGAGGGUAUUGGGGCUCUUAUGUACAAAGCUUCUGCACCUUUGCUUGACAGGAGCAGGAACCUUAUAGUUCUUUUUAAUUACUGGAAAUCUGGCCUUACAUUGGGUCUUUUCUUGGAUUCAUUCAAGUAUGAAAUAAGUUGGGAAUGAUUGUUCUUGUAUUUUCCAUACUAGACUUCCCACAUUUUAAUUACUUUUGAGCCUUAUUUUCAGGUAUUAAGGUAUCACGAGUCAACUCCUUUUGAAGAUAGGAAAUUGAAUUACUAUGAAAUGAAGCAGUUUAAGACGUAGCCAGAAUGUACAUUGGUGUUGACAAAAGGGUUUUUAUGAAGUUGUUCUGGGAAGAGAAAUGUAUGUCAAUUACUCAAUUGCUACUUAUGAAGAAUAUAGUGGAUUCACAUACAAUUAUACAGCACCUGUUGUUUUUUUGUUUUUUUAAUAUUUUUUUUUCAUCGAGGCUUGUAAUAUACUGAUGCUAGAUGCUAAGCUUAGCAGGAAAUGCUGAAACAAAGGUUGCUAACAGGCAUGUACAUAAAAGGCAAAAUCAUGUUGCAAAUUAUUUGUCUUGCCUUCCGAUUGUUAGGUGAUAACCUGGAUGUUUUAUAUGCUGGUUUCUUUUUUGUGUGAAAGUGAAUUCAAAUUUCCAGGUAUCUAAGAAUAUUUAAGAUAUGCAUUGUAAAUUAUUUAUACAUAUUUGAAAUUCAGAGUUGCAAUUCAAAAUUUA